Phialemonium atrogriseum is the source of this 1217-nucleotide messenger RNA. RefSeq names its product DNA-binding protein. The transcript is spliced from 2 exons. The record is from RefSeq and is a predicted model, not a curated record. Gene Ontology annotation, cellular component: zeta DNA polymerase complex. Lineage: Eukaryota; Fungi; Ascomycota; Sordariomycetes; Cephalothecales; Cephalothecaceae. Bases 162 to 1070 code for a protein of 302 amino acids.
GACGCGUCAAGAAAGACUGCCCCGCGUUAAGCUUGCAUAUUUCCACUCUUUUUCAACUUCAUUCUAGAUAAUACUUACCAUCACUACGUCAUCUAAAACGCUUUGUCUAGACAUUUUUGGCCCCAUCAACCUCUAAAUUCAGAUCCCAGCCCAGCAAGCCAAUGGCCAACCCCAAUGCAACACCGACACCACCCCCCGAGACCUCCCUCCCCCUCCCCCAAGCACACAACCUCCUCACCUCCUUCACCACCUUCCUGACCGUCUGCAUCCACAACAUCCUCUACUACCGGUCCAUAUACCCCCAGAAAACCUUCCUCUCAGCCAAGGCAUACAACCUCCCCGUGCACCAGAACCGCCACCCGAGGGUCUGUUCCUGGAUCCGCGACGCCGUCGACGCCGUGUCCGCCCAGCUAGCCGGCGGCAACGUCGAUCGCAUCGCCGUCGUCAUCCACAGCCCGCCAACAAGAAGCGCCGGGUCCGGGUCCGAGGCCGGGGCCGUGCUCGAGCGCUGGAUGUUCGACGUGGCGCGCUUCCCGUCUUGGCCCGGGGGCGCCGAUGCGAUGCGAGAUUUCGGGGGCUCGAAUGGGGGCCGGCGCGGGCAGGCCGAGGAAGGGGAAGAGCCGGGUGCCCUUGCUGGCGGUUCCGAGCCGGGUGAGGCUGGAGCUGGAGCUGUAGCUGGCGGCGCAGCGGGGGACGUGCCCGGUCCUGUGAACUGGGCAGACGUGGAUCAGCAACUCCGCGGCGCCGUGCGGCGGCUGUCGUCUGCGGCGGAGAAGAUGGAGGCCUUGCCGGCGGGGUGUACCUUCACUGUUGCUGUGGAGCUGAAGGAGGAGGGCCAGGCGCCCAUUGGACACCCCCAAGCGUGGAUCCCCUCGGAGCCAAACCUCCAGACAGCAUCCACGGCCAGGCCGGAGAACGGCCGUGAUAUCGGCGGGGCCAGGACCACGCCCAUUAGAUCCGUAGAGGCCGGACCGUUGUUCUUCGAAUGCUGGGUGGAAGAAGGUAAAGCCAAAGCCGCUCUUAGAGAGUCCCAAAGCCAGGGGGCGCCAACGCAGUCCUCGGCAUCGUAAUUUUUUAAGCUUUGCCAUUCCAUUCCAAGCCUGGUUCGUUUCAUCAAGGAUCUCGUACAUACCCAGACAUGAAACUCGUUACAGUAUUUACAAACAUUCCGGGGGCUACUGCACACAGUGUCAUCUCGCAUCAGGUAACGACAUCAC